This is a messenger RNA of [Candida] anglica, 1680 nucleotides long. Lineage: Eukaryota; Fungi; Ascomycota; Pichiomycetes; Serinales; Debaryomycetaceae. The record is from the annotation of a GenBank genome assembly.
AUGUCUCACUCUUUGGUAAUCUUCAGUACUUCUGGAAAAAUUAAUUACCAGUUCAAUAACAAAGUACAUCCAUUCAAUGAACUUAUUUCGAGCAUUGUCAAUGAGACAUAUCAUGAAAUAGAAAGCGGAUUUUUCACCAUUUCCACUGUCCAAAAACGAUUCUAUUGUGCCAAGAAGAACAAAAACUAUGUUGCUUUAUACUUUGACGCUGUGACUACCCUUGACAGAGAAAAAAUCAAAUCUACAUUGAAUAGUAUCUGGAAAACUUAUCACAAGAUUGCAGAAGAAGAGAUAUUGGAUGAUAAGGCUACUAGGGAAAAAUUACAGAAAUUGAUUGAUUACCAAGUUUCCCAAUUGAUGAAGUUCAAACAAUCCACAGUUUCUGAAUCUGUUGUAGAACAAACGACUACUAAGUCAAAGAAUAAUUCCACAUCCUCCUCAACCACUAAUAAUAAUAAUACUAAUACUAAUAAGAAACAACAAUCGUCAUCUGCCGUUAAGGGCAAGAAAAUGAGAAAGUGGAUAGAUGGACAACUUGUGGAAGAAGAAGCGCCAGCUGGAGACUCUACUGCCCUUGAUUUCUCCAGUUCAAAGGUAGGUGACACUGGAUCAAGCAGGGAACAAUUACAAGUGGAUAAGGCUGCCUUUACCAAGGAGAAUGACUUGUAUAUAGUCAACGAAUUGAACGACAUUCUUGGCGGCGAUGAUGACGAUGAAGAUGAGCAAGAUUCAGAAUCAAAUGGUAACUCCGGUGGGUUUUUCGGUAAACUUUCAUCAUACUUUGGAUCCAAUACUAAUAUCGAAUCUCUUUCUAAAGAUUUCUGCGAUCAUCUUAUUUCCAAGAAUAUUUCACCACCAACUGCUAAAAAAAUUACUGAUAAGAUUAAGAGUGAAUUCACUUCUAGUAAGGCCAAAAUCACCACUGCUUCCUAUAAACAAACAUUGAUUAAUGAACUCACCAAGAUCUUGACCCCAAACGUAUCGACUGAUCUUCUUCAUGAAAUCAAGGCCAAUUCAUCGACAUCUGCUAGACCGUAUGUCAUUUCCGUUGUUGGGGUUAAUGGGGUUGGUAAGUCCACGAAUUUGGCCAAGCUUGCAUACUGGCUCUUGCAAAAUAACCUAAAUGUCUUGAUUUGUGCUUGUGAUACCUUUAGAUCUGGUGCUGUGGAACAACUUAAAGUCCACGUCAAUAACUUGCAACGUUUGAAUUCUUCUUCAUCCUCUUCAAACUCCAAAAUCGAUCUUUUUGAAAAGGGUUAUGGUGGUGGAGACCAUGUUGUUGCCACUGCUAAGCUGGCCAUUCAAUAUGCUGCUGAAGAACUGUAUGAUAUUGUUUUGAUUGAUACCGCAGGUAGAACUCAUUCUAAUGCGAAAUUGAUGGCUCCAUUGAAGAAAUUCGGUGAAGCUGCCAAUCCUAACAAGAUUAUCAUGGUUGGUGAAGCUCUUGUUGGUACUGAUUCCGUGGAACAAGCUACCAAUUUCAACAAUGCGUUUGGGAAUAAACGUAGUUUGGAUUUUUUCAUUAUUUCCAAAGUUGAUACUGUUGGAGACUUGGUUGGUGCCAUGAUUAAUAUGGUUAUGGCAACGAGAGUUCCUAUUUUAUUUGUGGGUACUGGACAGACCUAUACGGAUAUCAAGAGAUUGAGUGUGAAGAGAGUUGUUGAGAUGUUGAUGUCAUAG